Prosopis cineraria is the source of this 1859-nucleotide messenger RNA. RefSeq lists its product as uncharacterized. Lineage: Eukaryota; Viridiplantae; Streptophyta; Magnoliopsida; Fabales; Fabaceae. The record is from RefSeq and is a predicted model, not a curated record. The coding region runs from base 268 to 1587 and encodes 439 amino acids. The transcript is spliced from 10 exons.
UUCGCCAUUGGAGCGAAGGAGGGGUCGGAGCAACCAGUAAGGACAAUACAGAAACAAUAUUAACUGAAUUGUCCGCGCUUUCAUCCAUUCUUGUCUUUUCCGUCUGCGAAAGCCACACGCCCCCGUUGUCGUCGUCGUCGUCGUCGUCAUCAUCAAAUCAUCAGAAGCUUCUUCAUGUUUUGGUCGCCUUUAACUUAAAGCUAUCACUAAUCAGAUCUCCAAUCUUCUUUCUCUAUUUAUUGCUUUUUUUCCCCUAAGUUUUUGGGCAUGCUCGCCUCCAAUUCUGGUUCUGUGCUCCCAACUAAACCCCCUUUACUCCCUCGCAACCCGUGCCUGUCUCGCUUCGGCGCUACUUUCUUCGAUCGACGUGUUCGAUCCAGACCCUGCGUCGCUGCUACGCAUAAGCAGUCCCUCAAUUUGAUCAGAAUGGAAGUGGUCCGGCGAUUAGGCGGAGGUUGCUUCAAGAACCCCAACGAUAAGGGUUUAAAGGUGGAGGCUGAUAGUGGUGGGGAGGAUUUCUUUGAUGUCUCCACUGGCGUGUCUAAGCCAGUCUCCGAGCACCUUGUAAUUAUGGUUAAUGGGAUAAUCGGGAGUCCUGCAGAUUGGCGAUAUGCUGCAGAGCAGUUUGUGAAGAAGCUUCCAGAUAAAGUUAUUGUUCACCGCAGUGAAUGCAACUCUUCAAGAUUGACAUUUGACGGUGUUGACACAAUGGGUGAGAGGCUAGCUGAAGAGGUACAGUCUGUUGUUAGACGUUGGCCAGAGGUGCAAAAGAUCUCCUUUGUGGCACAUUCUUUGGGAGGUUUGGUGGCAAGAUAUGCUAUUGGGAGACUUUAUGACUACUCUUCAACAUUGAGGCCAGUUGGUGCCAAUGCAACCAGAGAUGAUUUUGGUAAAGAGAAGACAGAAUAUUCAAAGCAAAGCCUUGAACAAUGUUACAAAGCCACAAUUGCUGGUUUGGAGCCAAUGAACUUUAUAACAUUUGCAACACCACAUCUUGGUUCAAGAGGACAUAGACAGCUUCCCUUUCUUUGUGGUCUUCCUUUCCUUGAGAGAAGAGCAUCCCAAACUGCACAUAUAGUUGCAGGGAGAUCCGGGAAGCAUCUCUUCCUUAUGGAUAAUGAUGAUGGACAGCCUCCUCUUCUCCUGCGUAUGGCUGGUGAUUCUGACGACUUAAAGUUCAUAUCAGCUUUACGUGCAUUUAAGCGUCGAGUGGCAUAUGCAAAUGCAAAUUAUGAUCAUAUGGUUGGAUGGCGUACAUCAUCUAUUCGGCGUCAACAUGAACUUCCAAAGGCCAAUCUACUUGUAGUUGAUGAGAAGUAUCCUCAUAUUGUAUAUAUUGAAGGGGAAACUGCCAAAGAUGACCAGAGUCACAAUAAAGCAUCUUCUGCUAUCAGUGACCAAGCAAUUGAAUUGGAAGAGGAGAUGAUAAGGGGUCUCACUCAAGUACCAUGGGAGCGUGUGGAUGUUAGCUUCCAAAAGAGUACACAGCGUUAUAUAGCUCACAGUACAAUCCAGGUGAAAACCUACUGGAUGAAUUCAGAUGGUGCUGAUGUCGUUUUUCAUAUGAUAGAUAAUUUCCUCCUUUAGUUCAUGACAAGUUUGCUGUCCAUAAAUCUGUGAUCUGAAAAUCGGGUGGAUGUAUUUAAUUAGUUUUCCCUCGUGUUGGUCUGCUUUGUAGCAGGUGAAGAUGAUUUGUUGUAUACCAGAUCGUGCUUGUUAAUACCUCAAAGCCUCAUCUGAUUGUACCUUUAUGUGCAUUAGUUGUCAUUCCACGUCAUUGAACUUGUACAUGGAAAAGCUGUCAUGAAAUCCUUUUCAUUCUAUGCUUUUCUUUUUUACAUAUUCUACUUUGAUUCUUA